AUGACCACCACGGCAACAGCAGCGACAGAAAUUGAAUCUGAGGUCCCACUCACCAACGGCCAGACCAACGGCAGCGCACAUCGCAAUGAGAAAUCCUCCAAAGACCUCCUCUCUCCCUCCUCCGCCUUGCCUUCCUCGCCUUCCAGCAGCAGCGUCGGAGUCGGGGCCGGACGCGGAACAUCCUACUGGCGCAACCUCAGCCGCAGUCCCAGUCCGCUAGGUCUAAUUCCGAUCCACCGGGAAUGGCGCGACUUCAUCCAUAAACACGAAGUGCCGCGGAAAGUCCUCCACGUCAGCAUCGGCUUCGUGACGCUGUACCUCUACCGGCGAGGCGUGGAGAUCAGCCAGAUCCACCCGGUCCUGCUAAGCCUGCUGAUCCCCAUCUUUACGACGGACGUCCUGCGCUUCCGGUACCCGGCCCUGAACGAAUUCUACAUCCGGGUCCUCGGGCCCUUCAUGCGGGAGAGCGAGGCGCACGACCGCUUCAACGGCGUGAUCAGCUACCUCGCGGGCCUGUGGGUGACGAUGCGCUUCUGCCCGAAGGACGUCGCGGUCAUGAGCGUGCUCCUGCUCUCCUGGAGCGACACGGCCGCGAGCACCAUCGGCCGGGCGUACGGGCGGUACACGCCGAGGAUCCGGCGGGGCAAGAGCCUGGCGGGGUCCCUGGCGGCGUUCGCCGUGGGGCUGGGCAGCGCCGUAUUGUUCUAUGACCUGUUCGUGCCGGCGCAUCCGGCGGAUUUGAGGGAGGGGUUCGCGUAUCGGGGGGUGUUGACGCUGCCGGAGAAGGCGCGGGAGGUGCUCGGGUUGAAGAUGGAUGAGGCGAGGAUUGAGGGUUCCCUGGCGAUGGGCGCGCUUGCCCUGGUUUCGGGCGUGGUGGCGAGUGUUUCCGAGGCGUUGGAUGUUUUUGGUUUGGAUGAUAAUUUGACGAUACCCAUUCUGUCGUCGAUUGGACUCGGCGUGUUUCUCUGGGCUUUUGCGGGAUAG
Molecule: messenger RNA, 984 nt
Organism: Dissoconium aciculare CBS 342.82
Lineage: Eukaryota; Fungi; Ascomycota; Dothideomycetes; Mycosphaerellales; Dissoconiaceae
Exons: 1
Coding region: 1-984 (327 amino acids)
Biological process (GO): phosphatidic acid biosynthetic process
Cellular component (GO): endoplasmic reticulum membrane
Molecular function (GO): ATP-dependent diacylglycerol kinase activity
Source: RefSeq, a predicted model, not a curated record